Pangasianodon hypophthalmus (striped catfish) is the source of this 3724-nucleotide messenger RNA. RefSeq names its product selenocysteine insertion sequence-binding protein 2. The coding region runs from base 393 to 2693 and encodes 766 amino acids. Gene Ontology annotation, molecular function: mRNA 3'-UTR binding; selenocysteine insertion sequence binding; ribonucleoprotein complex binding. NCBI's taxonomy places the organism in Eukaryota, Metazoa, Chordata, Actinopteri, Siluriformes, Pangasiidae. The transcript is spliced from 18 exons. The record is from RefSeq and is a predicted model, not a curated record. Gene Ontology annotation, biological process: selenocysteine incorporation. Gene Ontology annotation, cellular component: ribonucleoprotein complex.
CGCAGUGCUCAGAUUAUAUUAUGAAUUUGUUCAGCGUGCUAGCUGAGGAAGCUAAUGUGUUUGUGUUUCUCUCUCAGGCAGCUUUAGCUCACAAUAGUGCCAAAAGUGUGACAUUCAGCAGAAAUUUGGUGACAAACAAAAGCCAUGCUAGCUAACUGUAGAGCGACAGAAUGGUUAUUAGUUCCCUAUAACGCUUCAGAAUAAAGUUAGGCAGCGAGUUAGCUAGUAAAACUUAGUUUUCUGAUAAACUACAUGUCUAGUUAAAUAUCUGAUAUCAGCAGCCUGCUAGUCACGUGAACCAGCUGGCUGUCUGGCCAGCCUGAUCAUGCCUGUGGAUCAGAAGCAUUCAGGGAUCUGACUGACCCAACACCAAGAUUACAACUGAGCUCAAAAUGCAGGAAAGCUUGAGAAGACCUUUAUCAAGAGAUCGACAGAGCCAGUCCUCUACUGAGAACUGGUUUGAGAGAAGACAGCGGUCAUCAGUAACAGACAGUCGGGGUUGCGACGGACCAAAGGGACGCGUUCCCAGUAGCUUCCAGCAUCCAGGAGGGAGCAGGAGUCUCCGAAAUGACACCGGCCAAAAGGGAGCCACAUCAGAGCACACGGGAAAGCCAUCAAGGCAAAGAUCUGAGCCACACAAUAAAAGAAGAAUAAACAGAAAAUCAUCAGACACAGCCAGAGGAGGUUAUAGAAGUGCCAGACCUGCUCAAAAAUCAGAAGAGAGACCGUCAGAGGUUACGAAAAGUUGCACAUUUGAAGUGAAACUGUCUGAUUUUCCUGAGCUGAGUGACGCCAAGCCUCUCGCAAACCCAGAUGCUCGACCGUGCUGGGGUUCAGUCAAAUCAUCAGCUCUUCAUGAUUCACCAGCAGCCAUUGUUAAGGAGACUUCAGGAAAUAAAGGACCAAAACAGAAACCAAUUCAGCAUGUCGCCUCAACAGAAAAGAUUCAACAGAAAUCGACUGCCAUAGCAGGUGAAGAUAUUGAGCUUGUGUUACCAAACCCUUAUGGAUCACCAGCAACAUCCUGGGCCAGCAUUGCCUCUCAGCCUCCUAAAGUCAGGCAGAAGAGUCCUGCUGCACGAGAUGCAUCCUCUCAGGAGGAUGUGUGUCAGCCAGAAGCUGAACAAACUGUUAAGAAGAAAAGAAAGAAAAAGAAGAAAUCUAAACCAGUGUGUGAGGAUGUAGAGCAGGAGACACACAAUGUGUUACUCAUACAGCAGGAGCCUCCCAAGUUUGAGGAUGAAGAGGAGUUCCCAGAUCUCUCUUUUGCUUCUGUCAAUCCUAACAAAGGACAGAGGCAUUUCUCAAAUCCCGGAAUACAGGAGAAUACUGGGAUACCUGAGAAAGAUGGGUCAGUUCAGCAAUCGGAGAAUAUAAACAAAAGCAAAGCCGCUGAUGUGAAGUCUGGGUCUGCUGCUUCAAAGAAAGUGCAGCCAGUAGGUCAGAAGAAGAGCAAGGCACUUGUUCAGCUUGAUCUUGGGAACAUGCUGGCAGUUCUGGAGCAGAAACAACAGUCUCAAAAGUCCAGACAAGAUGUUAAACCACUAACCCUUUCAGUGGGAGGAGCCCUACCGGUUGUCCACAAGGACCCAACAGCUCAAAAGAAGCAUUCAUGGCAGCAAGAGAGGAUAGCACACAACCCUUUGGAUUCCACCUGCCCUUUAGUGAAAAAGGGAAAACAGCGAGAGGUUCCUAAAGCUAAAAAGCCUACGCCUCUUAAAAGAGUCAUUUUGAAGGAGAGAGAAGAAAGGAAACAGAAUCGCUUGCUUGAAGAAAGAGAUCCAACGCGAAUGACUAGUGAAGUCAGUCAAGAGCCACAAGCCAGUGAGAAUCUUUCUGAGAGCAGUUCAGCGCAGCAGUGUCUUGAACCAACAAGUGACCAAAGUGGUGCUGAGGAGGCUGAUCGAACAGGUUCACCUGAAGACCUGAAGACCCUUGCAGAAGAAAAUGCACCGUCUAAAAACUGGAAUUCAAAUUCCAACCCCAAUCAUCCGAAAAUCCAUAGCAGGAAAUUCAGAGACUACUGCAGCCAGAUGCUAAGUAAGGACGUAGAUGAGUGUGUGACCACUCUGCUGAAGGAGCUGGUGAGGUUCCAGGACCGGCUUUACCAGAAAGAUCCCAUGAAGGCCAGAAUGAAGAGGCGGCUGGUCAUGGGUCUCAGGGAGGUGCUGAAACACCUGAAGCUCAGGAAAGUCAAGUGUGUCAUCAUCUCUCCCAACUGUGAACGUGUGCAGUCCAAAGGUGGUCUCGAUGAGGCUCUUCACACAAUCAUUGAUACAUGUCUGGAACAAGGUGUUCCCUUCGUCUUUGCCUUGUCAAGGAAGGCUUUGGGUCGCUGUGUGAACAAAGCUGUUCCCGUCAGUCUGGUGGGCAUCUUCAACUAUGAUGGAGCGCAGGACCAUUACCACAAAAUGAUAGAGCUCACAUCACAGGCAAGGAAAGACUAUGAAAUGAUGAUCACCAACCUUGAGGUGAGUUCACAGGAGCAGCCAGGAGAGGAGAGUGAGACACAGCAGCAUAUGGAGCCACCAUUAGACACCCUGGAGACAGAAGAACCAGAAUACAUUAAAGUUUGGAAGAAAAUGCUGGAGAAAGACUACAACCACAAGUUCCUGCCUUUCGAGGAGCAGUUCGCUUCAGUGACCAUCAGCACAGAUUCAGACAACCAUCUGAAUGACGUUGGAGGAAGUUGAUAAUUCCCCCAUUGAAUAAAGAUUUAUUAUAUUGUGAAUAGGAGUGUAAUGACGCACAAAAUUCUAAUUCGAUGCGAUACGGUGAUGUCUCAAUGUGAUACAUAUUCAAUACAACAAAUGUAAGCAUUGCGUGAAUGUGCCUUAGGUUUCUAUUUGAUUAGAACAUUUAACAUUAUUGCAAUGAUCUAUGCAGAUUGUUAGCAGCAUAUAAUAAAACAAAAGCUGUGAAUUAGAAUGUAACAAAAUUAAAACAUGUCUAAUUAAACAUUAGCUGUUUGGCCAAGCUGGUAUGACUCUCAAGUGGGCGUGUCUGAAGCACUGGGUUUUUAGUGUAGUUCUUUUUUUAAAUUCCCAUGCUGUUAGCUUGUGCUGUCAGUCAAGGGCAAGUAGCUCUCUUUAGCACUAGACAUGUUUUUGAAUCCUGCGUUCUCCACCACUGACACAGAAGAAUAAUGUCAGGUGUGUUUGUAGUAAUAACACUGGUGUAUUGUGCACAUAUUCUGCAGUCCACAACUUCCUGUCCGUCAGCGUUGUCUUACAGGGAAGCCAAAGUGCUCAUAUAGGAGACCUGGGGGAAUUUUCACAGCCUUUGCUGCUUUUCUCGGCGUAAUGUGUUAGUACGCAAUUAAGUGUAUUAGCUUGUGAAAAAUAGUGUGCUUAGGAGAAGUGUGCUUUAUUUUUAAACACUCAUAGCCCCAUUUGAUUUUAGAUAAAGUUUAAGCUAUUUUUUCAGUGUGGGCUUAAGUUUAAAUGUUAUGAGAAAUAGCCUACUUUAUUAUGCAGCGUGUUGAAUGUAUUUUUCAAUAUACAGAUGUAUUGAAUCGAGAGACUUAUGAUGAUGCACCAUAUCGUUGCACCCCUAAUUGUGAAUUAAACAUUCACAGAUCUCAUGAUCAUUAAUAUUUUUACAAAUUUGCACAUGAAAAUAUUAAAACGUCUUAGACGUUAAAACGAAAUAUCACUGCCUCUAAAGUAAUGUAGCCAAUGAGCCACUUGUUUUCAAGUCCCAUUAAAAUAUUUAGUUAAAACAA